Messenger RNA from Alosa alosa (allis shad), 1075 nucleotides. It is a transcript of the gene mrpl12, whose product is annotated as mitochondrial ribosomal protein L12. Gene Ontology annotation, biological process: mitochondrial transcription; translation. NCBI's taxonomy places the organism in Eukaryota, Metazoa, Chordata, Actinopteri, Clupeiformes, Clupeidae. The coding region runs from base 127 to 708 and encodes 193 amino acids. Gene Ontology annotation, molecular function: structural constituent of ribosome. The record is from RefSeq and is a predicted model, not a curated record. Gene Ontology annotation, cellular component: mitochondrial large ribosomal subunit; ribosome. The transcript has 5 exons.
CAGGAAGAGCUGCUGGAGGACGCCAUGUGCUUUUGAGCAGUGAGGUUGAAUGACAGGCUGAUGUGUGUAUUUUGGAGGUGUUUGUGAAUUACCUGGAGUAAAUAAUCGAAGGACAGAAACAGAAAUAUGUAUUGCACCAGGCACUGUAUUCGAGCGGCGUUGCGAACGGUUGUCCAAACACAACGGUCUAACAUCCAGACACCAGCACUAUGUGCCAUCAGAACGCUCAAGACCAGUCCUGCCAGCACAUCGGAUGCCAUAGCCACCCCCCAUUUGGACGGUGCACCCAAACAAUACUCACCCAAAAUUCAGCAGCUUGUUAAUGACAUCAGCAGCCUUACCUUAAUCGAGGUGUCAGACUUGAACGAGUUACUUAAGAAAACCUUAAAUAUUCAAGAUAUUGGAAUGAUGCCUAUGGGCGCAAUGGCAGCAGCAGCACCUGCAGCCACGGCAGUAGAGGAGGAGGCGGCAGUCCCAGCCAAGAAAGAGAAAACUCAUUUCACUGUCAAAUUGACAGCACUCAGUGCUGCCGAGAAAGUCAAACUGAUCAAAGAAGUCAAGAACUGCAUGCAAGGCCUGAAUCUCGUACAGGCCAAGAAGCUAGUGGAAUCCCUGCCUCAGGAGAUCCGUGCGAACGUAUCCAAAGAGGAGGCUGAGAAACUGAAGGCUGCCCUGGAGGCAGCAGGGGGCACUGUGGAGCUGGAGUAGACCAGUCCGACCUUCAUCCGACCUUCAUCUGUCUCUCUCUCUUUUUUUUUUAUAACGAAAGGAAUCUAAGGAAAAGAAUUCAUAACAUUGCCACUUAGCCCCACGCGUGACUGGAAUGGGGUGGUCGAACUCACAGACUGAACUGUACUAGGCCACGAGCCUGCAAACACUCGGUACCCCGCCGGCUGCUUGUCUGUCACUCACAGCCCCCGAGAGCUACUGGUGGGACGAUCCUGUGCAGAUUGUCUGUGUCUGUCUGUCUCUCUCUGUGCGUCUGUCUGUCUGCCAGGGAGCAGGGGCUAUAGCUCGACACGGGACAUGGUUGACAUUGCCUGAGGUGAAAUAAACAUGGUCAUGUAGAACUGUA